Molecule: messenger RNA, 2828 nt
Organism: Cimex lectularius (bed bug)
Lineage: Eukaryota; Metazoa; Arthropoda; Insecta; Hemiptera; Cimicidae
Product: soluble guanylate cyclase 89Da-like
Exons: 13
Coding region: 886-2733 (615 amino acids)
Biological process (GO): nitric oxide-cGMP-mediated signaling; response to oxygen levels; cGMP biosynthetic process
Cellular component (GO): guanylate cyclase complex, soluble
Molecular function (GO): oxygen sensor activity; guanylate cyclase activity; heme binding
Source: RefSeq, a predicted model, not a curated record
AUUAUAUCUCUUUAAUCAGCCAUCUGUAUUUUAUUUUGUCAGAAUUGUGAAUAAGUGUGUAAGUUGAAUUUUGAAUAAAAUUGAAUUACUAUGCUGAAAUAAGCUGUGGGGAAAGUUGUGCUUUAUUCCACAUCUUCAAAAUUGUGGUGUAAAACUGAAGUCAACUUGAUUUGCUCUCCAAAAUUCACUCACUAAAUCCAACUUACAUUGGAUCUAGACACAGGGGCAGGAGUGUUUGGUCCUGGAUUCCAAUGUUCAGAACCCAUGGGAAAAGUACACCAGUAUCUUCCAGGAUGAAGUCCAUGCAAUUGAAACAUGUACUCAAUUCAACCUGAACAAAGGGUAAAAACAAGAACACAGUGUCAUGCCAGGCAGUCAGCAGAGCAUCAUUGGCUCAAAGAUGGUGCUGAAUUGCAAAAUAAAAUAAAAUAAAUUGGGUAUUCAAAAUAAAAUUACUCUCUGUAGGACCCCAGGACAUUUAGGAAAAAUAAAGGGAAACAAGAGAGAGCGUACACCCUUGCAAGGAAAGGAGCCAACUACCCUUCUGUACCAAAGGAAUCUACCUAUCAAUGAGUAUCUUAUAAAAAAACAAUAUGAAAAAGAAGAAACAGUGGAAUUUACUCAUUGUACACAAACAUAUCACGAACCUUCUAGCGAGUUUUGACAGGAAAAAGCAACAUAAUGUAUUAAAGGAAGCAGGAAACAACUUCAAAUCCUAACAGGAUACAGAGGGCUAAUUGGGCAUUUUAGGAAUAUUGAUAUAAUUCAACACGAUAUUUCUGGCGUUACUGACUGAGAAGGAUUUAUUGGAUCGCAUCUCCAUCUGCGAUUCCCUCCUAAAACGCAGUGUAAACGAAUCAUUUUUAAAAAGAUUGAUAGCUGAGGAUGAAAAUUGCAUCCUUUACAACAAUGUGCAGAAAGGAAGACCUGGGGAAAACGCAGCGAUCUACUGUUAACAACUCAAAAGCCGGAUUACAUCUCAAGAAGUCGGAAUAUGGUACAGCGGCUUGGAGGCAGGUGGUGGCACGCGUCGGGUGUCCGUCAAAUUUCAACACCCUCCAGAUAUACGACGAUAGGCUAAUCCAAGAUUUGGCUGCGGCAGCAUCAGAGUUGCUAAACCCGUGCAAAAGCUCAAACGAAUUCAUGACAUAUUUCGGUCGUUGCUUUGUCCGUUUCUUCACCAAUUUUGGAUACCAAACAGUGGUACGUGCGACUGGAAGGUAUUUCACCGAGUUUCUACAGAACGUGGACAACAUUCAUUUGGAGAUGCGAUUCACAUACCGUAAAAUGAACUCUCCUUCUAUGUACAUCACGGAAACGGAUAAAGACGGCGCAGUUUUAGUCUACCGCAGUUCACGUGCUGGUUUCAAACACUACUUCUUAGGCCAACUGCAAGAGAUCGCCGAGAGCCUUUACGGGAUCGAAUUGAAAAUAAACGUCCUGGAAGAAUUGACGUCGACUUGCGGCUUUAAGAAUAUUACGAUCAAGUUGAGGCUCGACUACGAUAAUAAGCCUUAUAUCGGUGCCGUACAGGCGUCUGUCAUCGGGCCCAGGCUUCCUCCGGUCUCGUCCAAAGUUCUAGUGGAUCUUUUCCCCUUUACAGUUGUAUUCGGGAGAAGCAUGAGGGUGCUCCUUGCCGGGCAUAAACUCCUAUCUUUAUUCCCAGGAAUUCAGGUUCACCAUAAACCCGUGACUAAUUUUCUGAAAGUAAGACGGCCUAGGGGAAUCCCUUUCACAUGGGAAAACAUAACUUGCUUUCAAACAGUCAUGUUUGAAGUGGAGGUAAUUAUGCCGGAAGAGCAAGCGAGGACGGGAGUGAGGAAAAGACCGACUAAAAACAUCCUACUCAAAGGGCAGAUGAAACACAUUGAAUCUAUCUCGGCAAUUAUAUUUCUCUGCAGCCCCGUGGUGAUUAACUUGGACGAUUUACAAAGCAUGUCUUUGUAUUUGGACGAUUUGAACAUGCACGGUUUGGGGAGGGAAUUAGUUCUGAGGGGAUGGUCCAACUGUUCUAGGUUGGAGCAGACGUGCGAGGAGGUCGAGGAUCUUUGUAAAGAGCUCGAAAUGAACCAUAAGCUUUUAGAAGAGUGGAAGGAAAAAGGGGACAACUUGCUAUAUUCCAUGAUACCUCGUAAAAUAGCCGACCAGCUUCGAGCCGGCGCAUCGCCACUUUCGACAUGCAAGAGUUUCGAAUCCGUGACCGUUAUGUUUGCCGAGCUAUGCGGCCUGAAAUCAGCAGUGACCGUUUCCGACGUGAUGACUGUCGUGAAUAUCAUGAACGCCUUGUUCUCUUGUUUCGAUACAAUUAUCGACGAAUUCUCAGUUUACAAGGUCGAGACGAUCGGUGAGGUUUACAUGGCGGUUGCCGGAGCGCCCGAAGAGAGCUCGGAUCACGCCGACGAGGUGGGAAAACUGUGUUUGAAGAUCAUCGAGAAAAGCGGUGAAGUCGAUGUCCCACUGCCCGUCUCAGUUAGAAUCGGUCUGCACACUGGUCCGGUCGUAGGAGGAGUGGUCGGCACAAAAUUGCCACGAUACUGUUUAUUCGGCGACACCGUCAACACGGCUGCGCGCAUGCAAACAAACAGCGAGCCCGGAAAGAUACACAUUUCAACAACAACCAAAGACUGCCUGGACAAUGAAAAAUUCAUAAUAAAAUCCCGAGGUGAAAUAAUAGUAAAGGGAAAAGGAGUGAUGGAGACUCACUGGCUGUUGGGGCUUGCAAAACAGGAUUAAUAUGUUGUACAAACAUACCAGUAGUUGUAACAGUAUUUAUUUAGCUUAAAACUCCACUAUAGAAAAAUAAAUAAAUUAUUGGAUUUUAUGAAGAA